AUGUAUGUUGUCACGCUCUGCUCCACAGCUCCACCAACCAUCAAGGGGGAGAACGACACCUCCGAGGUGUCGGUGGUUCUGGGCUUCUCCACCCUGCUCCUCUGUGAGGUCGAGGGUUCGCCGCCCCCCAGCAUCACCUGGCUCAAGGACAACCAGGCCAUCGUGUCCAGCCCUCAGCUGACCUACACCCAGGGGGGACAGGGCCUGAGACUGGGCUCGGCCGGGGGGGACAGCGCCGGGCUGUACACCUGCAGGGCCGCCAACCCCGCUGGCAGCGCCACCAAACAGUACUCUGUCAGCAUCCUGGUUCCACCGCAGAUCGAGGGCGACUCCUUAACGUCGUUAACGUUUAAAGGUCACGGCGAAAAAGUGCGGGUCAACGGGACUUUAACCCUUUCCUGUCUGGCAAAAGGUUUCCCUGAGCCGAAGGUCAACUGGUUCAAGGACGGACAGUUGCUGACUGGAACCGUCCACGCUGGCCUUCAGGAGAGCGGACAUGUCCUCCACAUAGAGCGCGCCCUGCUGUCCCACGAGGGCCGGUACACCUGCGUGGUCACCAACUCUGCGGGAGAAGACAAGAGGGACUUCCACGUCUCCAUUCAGGUUCCUCCGGUGUUCCACCGCGUGACCAACAGAGAGGCGGCCUGGGGACUGGGCCACGAGGAGGACGGCGGUCAGGAGGAGACGGCGGAGACGAGGGAGGUGGUGCUGGGGGUCAACUGGUUCAAGGACGGGAGGAAGCUCUCCCCCACGGACGGGUCGGUCGUCCUCCCAGGUGGACAGGCCCUGCAGAUCUCCAGAGUCCAGACAGAAGACGGGGGACGGUACACGUGUCAGGCGGUCAACGAGGCGGGCGAGGACCAGCUGCACUUUGACCUGGAGGUCCUGGUCCCCCCGGUCAUCACCGGAGCCUCCGAGGAGUUCAUGGAGGACGUCGGGGCCGUGGUCAACAGCACCGUGGUCCUACACUGUGACGCCACCGGACGCCCAGCUCCGCUGGUCUCCUGGCUGAGGGACGGACGGCCCGUCCACACGGACCCCCAGCACCGCGUCACCCUGGACGGGGCCCGACUUCAGAUCCUCAGUGUCCAGCCCUCUGACAUGGCCGGGUAUCUGUGUGUGGCUGAGAACAAGGCGGGAACUGUUGAGAAGAUGUUUAGUCUCACAGUCCAAGUUCCUCCCAGAAUCACCGGCGCCAAGGACGAGGACGUUUCUGUGGUUGAAGGCCACAUGGUGUCGCUGUUGUGUGACGUCCAGGCGUAUCCUCCCCCGGAGGUCAGCUGGACCAAAGACGGCCAGGUCCAUAUGUUGGGCACCGGUGUCCAUGUCCUCCCAGGGGGUCAGAUGCUGCAGCUGACCCGAGCCAAACUGGAGGACGCGGGUCAGUACGUGUGCACGGCCACCAACUCAGCCGGACAGGACCAGAAGAACAUCGGUCUGAAGGUUCACGGUGAGCGGACGGUCACGAGGUUAAAGACUGAGCCACAGUCAGAGCUGCUCACCCCACAGGUGGGCUCCUCCCUGGUCCUUCGGUGUGAAGCCCGUGGCGUCCCCGAGCCUGAGGUCACAUGGUACAGGAACGGCCAACAGCUGUCGGCAGGAAGUGGUCUGAGGAUGAGCGGUCAGCAGAUGGAGGUCGACGGAGUCCAGGUCAGAACAAAAGUCAAACCCAGGUUUUAUCAGCACUGA
This is a messenger RNA of Cynoglossus semilaevis (tongue sole), 1689 nucleotides long. RefSeq names its product hemicentin-2-like. The transcript is spliced from 11 exons. NCBI's taxonomy places the organism in Eukaryota, Metazoa, Chordata, Actinopteri, Pleuronectiformes, Cynoglossidae. The record is from RefSeq and is a predicted model, not a curated record. Gene Ontology annotation, biological process: synapse organization; homophilic cell-cell adhesion. Gene Ontology annotation, molecular function: axon guidance receptor activity. Bases 1 to 1689 code for a protein of 562 amino acids. Gene Ontology annotation, cellular component: neuronal cell body; axon; plasma membrane.